AUGGAGGACGCAGAUGCCGUCAGCGACUCCGACGAGGAGGCUGAGGAAGAGCGCAAGUCGGUGGACAGCGACGAGGAGCUCAACGUGGACACGCAGCCGCAACUUGCGGAAGACGACGAAGCUGAGCAGGUGCAGCCCACGCGGAGGCUCCGGCAAAAGACAGCCGAGCAAACCCUGUCAUUGCCAACUCUGCCCGCUGAGUAUCCGUCUGAUGCCUGGCCCCAACGAUGGAGGGGCCAAGCUGCCCCAAAGCCCGGUGAGCCAGGAUUCAACGUCUAUGCUCAAGAGUGCAUCAACACGGUACUGAGAUGGUGGGAUGAAAGGGGCGUGAGGGAGGGCCACGAGAAGUACCAGAAAACUGCAGCUUGUCGUGGAGAGUCUCUAGCAGCAGCACAGAUACCGAUAGCGACAUUCGUGAGUUCAGUUCCCCUCUUAUUUUCGCAUCCAUCCUUCCGACCCAAAGACCAAGGCAGAGGCUGUGGCGCACCCGCUUUCUCCUUGCAAGCGUCUGCUUAUGGACGCCAGGAUGGGAGCAGGCAAGACCAAGGCAGGCUUCUCAAGGUAGAGGGCAUGCAUGUGACACGGGCUACGUAUGUCCGUGGCUAUUUGCAGGUUCUCAUCACCGUGCUGGACCAGCACUUCACCGACAAGCGCAAGAAACUGCCAAUCUUUCCGACCAAGGCCUUGGCAAACAACUUUUACCACGAGCUUCUUCGGUGGCCAAAUAAGUACCGCAGCUACUUUGCGCAUAUGCAGCCGGAGCUCGCCGCAAAGGCCGUGCCGCUGAAAGGAAGGAUGACCUCGUCCUCGCUGGUACAGUCUCUGGAAGAAUCCGAGUCGAAGGAGUGGAGCGUUCCUCCCACGGAGGCCAACGAACUGGCAGAGCGGCUUCGCAUCGAGCUUGAAAUGACAUCGCUCCGCAAAGAGAGCGGGGAGCGCAUGUGCGGAGUGAACCGUGGAAGAUUGACCCGCACCUUCACCCGAUGGUUCCAGGCUACGUUUCCAACGAAACAACACCUGCUACCUGGGGCGCCGCUCCGAGCAAUGAACCUCAGCACAGCCGGCGGGAGCUUUUCUGCCAAGCGGCCAACUGGUGAAGCACGCCACCCAGUGGCACAAUUCGGCUACGAUCUGGCCACGAGGAACGUGUUCGACAAUGCCGUGGUCGUUAUUGACGAGGCCCACAACAUGCUGUGCCACCCCAAGGAGUGCAAGCUUCUGAGGCCAGCCGGGGUAACAACAGCGGAUGCCUCGCCCCCGCCCCGCUCGAUGCAGAGGCCGCAGCUGGACUCUGCCUCCAACCUCACGCUGAUUUGUCUCAGCGGCACACCGCUGCCGGACAACCCAAAGGUGAAGCUGGCAGACUUGCCCGCCCACCUGCAGAAGCAGCGUCAGCAGCUGGAAGGACUCCUGCAUGGCUGGACGCCCGAGGUGUUGAGAAUUCUGAAGGCAGUCUCCAGCUCAGCAGGCCUUCCUGUUUACCUGACGGCCCAUCUCUUCGGCAAGCGCUUCUCCGGCCUCUCGAGGACGAAGCCGAGCUCCUUGGAAGGCUUCCUGUGCUCCUAUCAUGGCCGGCUGCCUGGGGAUUCUGCAAAGAUCCUCGGGGGCUCCGCUCGCAAGGUCUGCGGCAAGGCGCUGGAGCAGCCCGUGAAGCUUCCCGCCGUGAUGGCGGCCAGGUAUUUCAAGAAGGCUGCACUUGGUGGCAAGAGGGGCGGGGGGCAAAGUUGCUACAAGGUAAAGGAGAGGAAAGAGCUGCGCACCCUCCAGAACUAUACCAACAUGGAGGUCUUCACCGGGCACAUGAAGCAGCAAAAGUUUGAGGAUCGCGCCCUUUCAGCCCCCGACAACUAUGCCGCGAAGCUUUUUGCUGCGGCUGAGGAGAUCCUCAACACUGACCUGAACCCUGGGCAGCAAGAUGCCCAAAGCUCCCUAAAAUAA
Molecule: messenger RNA, 1938 nt
Organism: Symbiodinium sp. CCMP2456
Lineage: Eukaryota; Dinophyceae; Suessiales; Symbiodiniaceae
Source: the annotation of a GenBank genome assembly